Molecule: messenger RNA, 2076 nt
Organism: Symbiodinium sp. CCMP2456
Lineage: Eukaryota; Dinophyceae; Suessiales; Symbiodiniaceae
Source: the annotation of a GenBank genome assembly
AUGGCACCGGGUAGCCCUGAAGAGGAGAAGCUGGAGAUGGGCGGCUUUCUUGGUGGUGUGGCAGCGUAUCACGUCCUUUGUGGUGGGUUGGUGGUUCUGGCUGUCUCGAACUCCUGGAUUUCCUCGCAUGCAGGAGGAGGCGUUGCCUGGGAGUUGUGGGCAAUCUGGCAGCAGCUUUGCUUAUGGACCUUGUUCCUUCAGAACUUGCUGCGAUGUUGCAUGGUCGACGCGGAAGCUUUAGGUGCAUCUACAUGGAAGGCGGUGCUUCUCUACACCGUCCCAUGCGUCAGCGACCUCUUCGAUACCAUGAAGGACUGGCUCAUCACUGGCAUUUGCUUUCUGGAGCCGAGGGCUAUCUGGGGCUUUCCGGUAGGAGCCAUCUUGGUUUCGCUGGAGCUCACUCUCCUCCUUGCAGGUCGCCUUCCCCGCAUCCCAUUGCAUGAGGAGAUUUCCUUGAGCUUGCCUCUCCUGCCUCUGCAAGUGCUCUUUGCUCUGGCAAGCCUUUCCUUGGCAGCAGGGCCGGGGUGUGUGCGGCUCUGGGCAACGCUGUAUGCCAACCUGCGCUAUGGGCUCUAUUCCUUCGUCGUGCUUCCCGCGACUGUACUUCUCUACGCCCUUCGGAGCCUUGCAGCUUUGCUCCUGUUGGCGCUCCAAUGGCUGGCCUGCGUGGUGGCAUUUCUUGUAAUGGCCAUCAUUGACAUUCCUGUCCUUGUGGUUUCGAUCUUUGACUCCUCACUCAUUCGGUCCUCUGUAAGCGCGGAGCGCAAGUGCCUGAACACUUAUUGCAGCAUGGCCUGGUACCAGCCCGGUGAGUGGUUCAACCAGACCAACACUUCUGUCCACUCGAAGUCUUUGACGGUGACAGAUGUCGACAGCAUGUCGCAAGAGCAGAGUCAGGACAUGGAGGGCUGGAUGCAUGGUGUUUAUGUCCACCUUGCAGAUGGUGGACUCUUGUGCAUUUUUUCUCUUUACGUCGUCAUCUAUUCGUACCUGCAGGUUUUAGCACACGAGGAUGGCAAAAGAGAUCUGCGAAAGAGCUUUGGGCCGAUUCUGGAGCUGCGCAGGCCCCCGCGGCCUGUGGCGGAAAGAUGCCCGGAAUGGAGCGUGAGGUCGGCAGGGAACUUGUUUGUCGACUUCCUCAGCAGCUCUCGUUUGUUGAUGGCUUGGACCCGCGAUUGGCCGCAGGUGGUUAUCGGUUUGGUGCUGGUGUGGCGGUAUAACCUCCAACACCACCACGAUGGCUUCGGCCUGGCUGGCAUCUCCACCAUCAUCAGCCUCUGCAAAGGGCUCCUGAUCCCCUCUUUCCAGGCCUGCCUGUGCCAAUGGCAGGAGAACAGGGCGCUGGAUGCACUGGAGGUCCUGAUCAGCUGGGAGAGGCUUCCAGCGCUGGCACGAAAAUUGGACCAAACCUUCUCCAGGAUCCGACGACCAGAGGUGGAACAAAAGCUGCAGACCUUGGUGGCCAAGCAGUCUGCGGAAGUUCUGCAGAGGUUCAAUGUUACAGAGCGCAGCCUCUUCCGCCCUGUGGUCUCCGCUGUUGAGCAGUGGAUGAGCGACUGCCUCCCACUGGAGUCUGACCAAGUUCAGGAGGUGACUGUUCACCUGCUGGCCAUCUAUGUGGGCAAGGGCGCCGCAGCAGAGGAGCUGUCAGCCGCCGGAUAUCCUGCCUUGGAGGUGCUCUUGGCGUGCAGGCUGCUGGGUCGCUCCUGCAGCGACUGCAGAGACGAGGGGCUGGUGACUACAACGGCCAUGUGCCGAGAAGCGGGCUACACCUGCAAGGAGUGUACCCAGGCAGGCUUCACAGUGCGCCAGUGCCGGGUAGGCGGCUAUUCCUGCAAAGAAUGCAGAGAUGCAGGGCUGCUGACUACUGUUGCCUUUUGCGAGGCGGUUGGCUUCAGCCUGGAAGACUGUCGCGCUGCGGGCUACACCGCCGAGGACUGCCGCGACGCUGGCGCCUCUGCGGCUCGCUGCAGGGAUGCCGGCUUCACCGCCCGGGAGUGCUUGCUGGGUGGGUUCAGCCAAGCGGAGUGUCGGGAGGCCGGCUUCCGUGACGUGGAGAGAUGGCAGCAUCUUUAG